AUGGGUUUCCAGAAGAUUUUGAAAAAAUUUGAUAAAUAUUUGUAUCAAACAUCAUCUGAAGUAAGCAGUUCGGCACCUCCGGAAAACCCAAUUGCAAACAAGUCAAAUAAUACCACUUUAAGUUUUUAUUUGACUCCAGAUAUUUCUGAUAAUGCCGAAGGAAAUUUUACACGUGUAAUAAAUAAAAAUAGUCACAAUCGAUAUAGUUUCACUCCAAUUGGAAAAGAUUUAUGGGCAUUAGUUUUAAAACAUAAGUUCGCCACAAGUGAAGCUGAUGAGAUAUUGUUGUCACGUGCUAGACAGCUUUGGAGAAAACGUGUACCAUUAUCUCCUGCUGUAACACCCUUAGUAGAAGAUUUAUCAGCAUUAACGAUUGAAGAUUCCUCAAUUCCAACUAUAAAUUCAUUAGAUUUAGAUGUUUUACCCAAUGGCAAAGUUUCAAUGCUGUGGGUAGUUUUAGCAGAAGAUGGUUUAAGUUUACCAAUUAAAGUACCCGUAAUGGUUGCAAAGGGAGUUAAAGAUGGACCUGUAGUUGGUUUGACUGCAGCAUUACAUGGUAAUGAAUUAAACGGAAUUCCACUAAUUCAUCGACUAAUGUCUCAAGAUUUGAAUUGCAAUAAUUUACACGGCGUGGUAGUAUCAGUCCCUGUUGCUAAUGUGCCUGGAUAUUUGGCAGGUCAACGUACAUUCAGCGAUGGCCAAGAUCUUAAUCGUGUUAUGCCAGGAAAACCUAACGGUAGCACUUCGCAGGUUUAUGCGUAUAAUUUGAUCGAUCGUAUUGUGAGCAAAUUUACUCAUUUAAUUGAUCUACAUACCGCAUCAAAGGGGAGAGCAAAUUCUCUUUAUGUUAGAGCUAAUAUGAAUGAUCCCAGAACCAGAAGAAUGGCCAAAUUGCAAAACCCUCAGAUCAUUGUUCAUAAUACGUCACCUGAUGGUUCAUUACGUGGGGCAGCAAUGGAAAGAGGAAUUCCUGCCAUCACUGUUGAAAUCGGUGACCCAUCAAAAUUUCAAAAAAGAUUUGUUAAAACUGCACUCCAAGGUGUAACAAACAUUCUUAGUAACUUAAAAAUGGUUCCUGAUGAAAAUCAAUCACCGGAAUAUGAUCCUGUAGUUUGUGCUAGAAGUUAUUGGAUUUUUGCUAAAAGAGGCGGUAUUCUAAAUGUCAUACCAGAUGUAAAUACAUGGGUCAAAAAAAAUGAAAUAAUUGCCACUUUAGAUUCUGUUUUUGGAAUACUUGUUGAAACUUAUUUUGCUCCUGAAGAUGGAAUAGUAAUUGGUAAAGAAAUGUAUCCGUAG
Molecule: messenger RNA, 1296 nt
Organism: Entrophospora sp. SA101
Lineage: Eukaryota; Fungi; Glomeromycota; Glomeromycetes; Entrophosporales; Entrophosporaceae
Source: the annotation of a GenBank genome assembly